UGCGCAGGCGCCCCAGGAAGAGCCCUGCGCCUCUCUCCCUCUCUGCCCUAGGUCCCCCUCUCGGCAAGUCCCCAUGAGAGUGGGGUUCCGGUAGCGGCGGGUUCCGCGCCAGACAGAAGCGGCGGCGGGGGCUCUGGUUGCUGUCCUUCAGCAUGUUCACUAUGAAGUUACUAGUAGUGCUUGUGUUUUCUGGACUUAUAACUGGUUGCAGAGGCAACUCUUCCUACAUUUUGCCACCCAAGCUACUCCUGGUGUCCUUUGAUGGCUUUAGAGCUGACUAUCUGCAGAACUAUGAAUUUCCUCAUCUCCAGAAUUUUAUCAAAGAAGGUGUCUUGGUGGAACAUGUUAAAAAUGUUUUUAUCACAAAAACAUUUCCAAACCACUAUAGUAUUGUAACCGGCUUGUAUGAAGAAAGCCAUGGAAUUGUGGCUAAUUCCAUGUAUGAUGUUGUCACAAAGAAACAUUUUUCUGACUCUAACGACAAGGAUCCUUUUUGGUGGAAUGAGGCAGUACCCAUUUGGGUGACCAAUCAGCUUCAGGAAAACAGAUCCAGCGCUGCCGCUAUGUGGCCUGGUACUGAUGUACCCAUUCACAAUGUCACACCUUCUUAUUUUAUGAAUUAUAAUUCUUCAGUGUCAUUUGAAGAGAGACUAAAUUAUAUUACCAUGUGGCUAAGCCAUUCAAACCCACCAGUCACCUUUGCAACACUCUACUGGGAAGAACCAGAUGCAAGUGGCCACAAAUAUGGACCUGAAGAUAAAGAAAACAUGCGCAAGGUGUUGAAAGAAGUAGAUGAUCAUAUUGGUGCUCUAGUUCAGAAACUCAAGUUGGUAGGGUUGUGGGAAAAUCUUAAUGUUAUUAUUACAAGUGAUCAUGGGAUGACCCAGUGUUCUCAGAAAAGACUGAUAAACUUGGAUCUUUGCCUCGAUCAUUCAAACUAUACUCUUAUAGAUUUGACCCCAGUUGCUGCAAUACUUCCCAAGAUAAAUAAAACAGAGGCUUACAACAAGCUGAAAAACUGUAGUCCUAACAUGAAUGUUUAUCUCAAAGAAGAUAUUCCUAACAGAUUUUAUUACCAACAUAAUGAUCGAAUUCAGCCUCUUAUUUUGGUUGCUGAUGAAGGCUGGACAAUUGUGUUAAAUACAUCAUUAUCAAAAUUAGGUGACCAUGGUUACGAUAAUUCUUUGCCUAGUAUGCAUCCGUUUCUAGCUGCCCACGGUCCUGCAUUUCACAAAGGCCACAAGUACAGCACAAUUGACAUUGUGGAUAUUUAUCCAAUGAUGUGUCACAUCCUGGGAGUAAAGCCACAUCCCAAUAAUGGAACCUUUGGUCAUACUAAGUGCUUAUUAGUUGACCAGUGGUGCAUUAAUCUCCCAGAAGCCAUUGGAAUUGUGAUCGGUGCACUCUUGGUGUUAACUACUCUUACAUGCCUCAUAAUAAUCAUGCAGAACAGAUUCUCUGUACCACAGCCAUUUUCCCGACUUCAGCUACAAGAAGAUGAUGAUGACCCUUUAAUUGAGUAACCAGUGCUGGGGUUUAUACAAAGAGUUCGUUAAUCAUAAAACUAAGGAUACAUCCAUGUAAUACUCCUAGAACCAUGGAAAAGUAUACUUUGGAAGACGAUUUUGUCCAAGCAUGCUGAAAUUAUUUUGUAUCAUUUUUCCUUGUGUUUUGUUUUGGUACAUUAGCCAACAUGACCCUGACCAUGGUAAACGUGCAAAUAAAUCAUUAGUUGGCACCAUCUAUUUCUGUAACUAGAAGUAGCUUUUGAGAAAAAAGCUCCCUAUGCCUUUUUUUUUUUUUUGCAGUGAAGAUAUGAUACAUCUUUUAAGAAACAUACCAAAAUUUAAUAGGCAUGUUUUUCUAAUAAAUUUAUAUAUUUAUAAAUGAAACAUCAGAAAUCUUUAUGCAAUUUGUGGAUUUUGUGUAUCAGGGAGGGAAAGUUUGCUAUAUUUUUAUAUUUAUCUUUAAUUAGUCUGUACCUCAAGUAAACCCUUAAUGUAAGAGAUCUUCUAGUUUUUAAUAAAAUUGGUUAGCCAGACAGAAAAGAUCUAAGAUACAAAGAAUUUAUUUUAAAGAAAAUUAUUAAGAAACAAAAACAAAGACCGUGUGAUAUAAAGCCUAUGUUUUCACCAUUGCCUGUUAAGACCGUUCGGUUGGUGAAAUCUCAAAAGUCAAAUUUUUAAAAAUUAUUGCUAUUAAGAUUAGCAAUCGGUUAUUGGUAUUUAUUCUUAAUGCCUGUGUAAGUUACUGUGGGGUGUGUGUGUGUUUGCAUGUAAGGGUGUGUAAAUGUUAGUGUGUUAUGGGUCUUACAGAAGCAGAUCAAAGGGGACUGGACUGUAGCCAGGCUUCUGCAUUGCCCUAGGAUAUAGCUCUCAAGAAAGGUUAUGUUUUGCACUUCAUAUUUGUUUACUUUCUUCUCACAAGUUAAAAUGAUAAUGUUUAACAACUUGUUAUUUUUGGUUGCCAUUUUUAACCUUUUUCUGCUAUUUAUUGUGACCUGAGAUAUUCAAGUGCUGUAGAAACAUUCAUGGCCUGAAUGCAAAUCUGAUUUUGAUUGGGUCCAAAUCAUGAAGAGAGAUUUUUAUAUUUACCUUUGGGACUUUAUGCCUUACUUUUUGGACAAUAAUUAAGAAACUUAAUUCUCUCUCUGUAUCCUUCUCUCUUUCUCUCUAACUCUGCCUUUCAAAUAAAUAAAAUAAAUCUUUAAAAAAUGGAAAGAAAACCUAAAAUGGCAUUUAACAUUUUCCCAUCUUUUAUACCAUUCGUAUAUGUUAAGUGCUAGAGUAGCCAUGGUGCUGUCUCUGUUUUUUUCUCUCCUAAAUUUGGAUAAUGGAAAUACUCACUCUGCUCAUAUCUUUUCACAUGUGUUUUCAGAGCCAGAGAUUUGUUGUGAAAGAAGAACUGUCAUCUUGCCUUUACUAGGUUGUACCUUUUAAUAAUCAAAAUUAGUAUGAAGAAACUGGUAGUGGCAGACUAGAUUGUAUUCACUGUGGGGAGAAAUUGGAUUUGAGAACCAUUUACCAGGCUCUGAUGCAAGAAAUUUAUAUUAAUAGUGUCGUAUUUAAAAUGCUAACAAUAUAAACUAAAUGGUAACUUAUAUAGAUAUGAAUCUGAUUUUUCAAGUACAAUAAAUAUACAGCCCAGUUACAUAUUGGCUAUGUGUGAUGAUAAAACUAACAGUGGUGCCUAUCACCAAACAUAUAAGCCUCCUAUGGGAUCAUUGCUAACUUCCUGAGCCUGGUAUUUGGUGCCUAUUGUAUCUGAAGUUUCUAAGAAGCAUUUCCAUACCCUGCAUAAAUAAUUCAUACUAUUGGUCAUAAUAGAACAGCAUAAUAAAUAAAUGAAAUAAAAACAGUAAGACUGAUUUUACUUUUUGAUAGAUUAUAUUUUUGCUUACUUUUCUUCAUAUAAAACAGUUAUUCUAAAGGUUAAUAGCUUAUUUAAAUGAAAUAAUAGGAAAUGCCCUUUCCAUGUUAAUUUCUAUUAAAGAAUAGAACUGUUGCAUUUGAAACUUUUUUCCUACAUAGUGGACAUUUUUGACUUGUCUAAAAUAGAAUGUUUUGUACUUGUUGACUAGAACUUAGUUCUUGCAAUGGUGUGUUAGCUUGAUAGCUAUCUAUGAAUUUCAGAAGUGCGUACAUGGCAUCCAAUCAAUGAGUGAGUUUUAUGGAGGAUGGAAUAGGAAAAGAUUUAUUGUUAGUACCUUAACCCUACCAACAAGACUUUUAACUAUUUAUCUUGUUUUUCAUUCCAUUCUCUAAAUAUUAGAUUUAAUUUUACAUUAGGUAUUUUUUCAAAGUGUACGUUGGUGGGACAAGAAGAAUAGUAUUUAUUUAAUCAAAUAUAACUUUAUAAAUUGUAUUGAACUUUGUGUUAAUUCAUUUGUAUAUUUAAAAAAAUCAUCACUGUUAAAGUCAAGGAUCCUGUAGAACACUGAGAAGAUCUUGUAAUAAAGUUAACCUUGUACAGUUUGGAGUGUAUUUUGUUAAAUAAUUAAGUGACAUGCUGCUGUGUUUUCUGAGUGGUUGAAAGUAUUUGACUCUAGGAAACAUUAAUUGUUUAUGACAACAAUAUGCAAAUAUAAUAGGAAAGCUAUGAGUUUUUGGUUACUUCAGAGUAAGUACAUUUACUUAUAACUUUGGGACAGUUGUGUUACUGCUAAUCUGUGUUAUUCUGCUAAACAGCAACAAAAUAUUUCAAUGCCUUAUGCAGUGGGCUCUGUGUGAUUAUUCUGUUAGGCUUGGAAUAAGAAUCUACAGAUAAAUUCUUGAAAGAUUAAAGGAGUAUAUCAUUUUGGGUAUCUCCUCUUUUGGCCAUCUCUUGUAAGCUUUAAAGAUGUUUGUAUUUAUAUUAAUUCCUUUUACUUGGAGGAUUUUACUUCAUUGUUAAUAUAUAAAAUUACAAAUGAAAGACAAAGAUGAGAUAUAAUAGGUGUAUUUAUUGUCACUUUUUAAAGUAGUACAUAAAUAACAUGAAUGUGCUUUAAAGAAAUUCAUAUGUAGUGCCUUAAGUUAAAAAAUAUAUUUUGACUACUUUGAUUGUAUAAUAACAUUGCUUAUGAUUAAAACAUUUAUGUGAUUAAAAUUUACCAAAGCA
Lepus europaeus (European hare) is the source of this 4599-nucleotide messenger RNA. It is a transcript of the gene ENPP4, whose product is annotated as ectonucleotide pyrophosphatase/phosphodiesterase 4. The transcript has 4 exons. NCBI's taxonomy places the organism in Eukaryota, Metazoa, Chordata, Mammalia, Lagomorpha, Leporidae. The coding region runs from base 153 to 1523 and encodes 456 amino acids. The record is from RefSeq and is a predicted model, not a curated record.